Messenger RNA from Ricinus communis (castor bean), 1207 nucleotides. RefSeq lists its product as uncharacterized. The record is from RefSeq and is a predicted model, not a curated record. The transcript has 2 exons. Lineage: Eukaryota; Viridiplantae; Streptophyta; Magnoliopsida; Malpighiales; Euphorbiaceae. The coding region runs from base 139 to 834 and encodes 231 amino acids.
AUUCAGCCAUCUCUCUAUUUAUUGCCUUCUCUCUCUCUAUCUCUCUCUCUCUUUCAUAAUAACCUUUCCAUCUCUCUAUCUUACAAUAAUUAAAAGGGAAAAGAGAGAAAGAAGGUUUGAAAAGGUUUUGGGUCAGAAAUGGCAGCAGAAGUGAGUUCAAUGGUGAAGAGUGGUGGUGGAGGUGGUGGUGGUGGCGGCAACCCAUCAGAAAUUCUGAUAACAAGGGACUUGCUUGGACAGUUUUCUAAAGUUAGGAACAAUAGAGAUUUGGAUCUCAAGGAUUUCCACCACCUCCAAAUGUCUCUUGAUUUGAAGACAGAGAUGAUAUACUCACAAAGAUGCAACUCUCCAAAUUCACCGUUAUCAUCAUCAUCGUCACUUGACAACAAGAGCUAUAAAAAUAGGAAAACCCAAGAGAAAGACUCUCUACCAUUGAAAUUCUUGGAAGAAAGCAGGCUAGAAUUAAAGCUCGUACCAUCUAAUGAUCAUUGCCAAAGUGUUUGCACCCUUGAUAAGGUGAGAUUUGCUCUAAAAAGAGCAGAAAAAGAAACCAUAAUCAAGAAGAGACAUCACUCACCAUCAUUACCCUCACAAGAAGAAGAGGAACACAAAGAAAAAGAAGAAGAAGAAGAAAAUUAUGAUAGUGGAGGUGGUGAGAAAGUAAAGAACAAGUGUUCUAGUAGUAGUGGGAUGUUUGCUGCUGCAUGCCCUGGCUGCUUGAUGUAUGUGAUGACAUUGAAGACAAACCCUAAAUGCCCUCGCUGCAACUCUAUUGUUCCAUCUCCAUUAUUAUCACUGAAGAAGCCCCGGAUUGACCUCAAUGCAUCACUUUGAUUUUACCAAGAGAUUAUUGUUUUCUUAAGUUUAAUUGCAAAAUAGACAAUUAUUAUAUUAUACUUUUGUUUUUCUAUUUUCUAGCCAUUAUUUUGAUUUUGUGAAUAAAAAAAAUAUCUUAUUUUAUUUUAUUUUUUCAUUGAGGGGAGGUCAAUGUUAGGAGAUAUAUGUGGGGGAGCGUGAUGAUUGUUUAUGGGUUCACAAAACUUAGUGGUGUAGUCAAUAGAAAUUAGUAAGUAUGCAUUUAUUAGAAGCUUGAGUUUUGGAUGUAUAUGAAAUAGCAUGUGACUUCAUAUUUAUUUAUCCUUGGAUGUAUAUGAUAUAGCAUAUGACUUUGAUAUAUUAUUAAUUCAUUUAUGCUUUGGCAUUGGAA